GUAAAUAACAAGAGUUCCGAAUGGUCCGAUGCUUUAUGGAGAGUUCAACUUAUUUUGAAUAUGACUAAAAGCGCUACAACACAGUUAUCGCCGUUACAAUUACUAGUAGGCAUUGAUGCAACGACCCCUGUCUUACGCUCGCUAGUACGCGACAUCGCACUUAGUAAUUCGAACGCAAAUCGUGAGGCCUUAGUUUCCCUGAGAAGGCAACGAGCGAAUGAACUUUUAGCUGCCAAUCAAAGACGACAGAACGAGACGGUGAACGAGGGUCGUAGACCGCCGCGUGCUUAUAAAGUUGGAGGUCUUGCUUUUGUCAUUAAGAGCAGUCAGAGAACUGGAAAGUUCGAUUCUGGGAUGAGAGGUCCAUAUAAAGUUAUAACAGUUCUUCCUCACGACCGAUAUGAGCUUGAAUUACUGUCUGGUUCGUACGGCAAGCGCACUCAGGCAGCUUCUGAGUAUAUGGUACCUUGGCGCGGCGAGUGGACACCAGAGGCGUGUUCGGCUUUCUUUGAAACUGACGAGCGACCUGACGAGACUGACUACUCUCCUGAAAGGCAAAUAGCUGAGCAUCCUCCUGAAGAACAAGCAGACGAGGACGUCUCGCAGUCAGGAACGGCCGUAUUAGCGGGAAGCUCAGGAGGCGGGACUUAAAGGUGGCGUGAUUUCCCACUCCACCCCACUCCGAGCUGCAGCGAGGAGAAUAGCGAACAGAACAACGGACGACCAUUCUGGCGCGACGCUUAGUAGGCUUCGGAUCUAAACUAUUAGUGAAAUAUUCGUGAUAGCUUAAAUAUUUUAUUCUGUAAAUCUUGUAAAAUAAAGUUAGGUUGAUUAUU
Messenger RNA from Hyposmocoma kahamanoa, 836 nucleotides. RefSeq lists its product as uncharacterized. The record is from RefSeq and is a predicted model, not a curated record. The transcript is spliced from 2 exons. Lineage: Eukaryota; Metazoa; Arthropoda; Insecta; Lepidoptera; Cosmopterigidae. Bases 61 to 651 code for a protein of 196 amino acids.